UGUAUAUAUAUCCUGUACAUGUCAUAUUUAUUUUAAUAUUCAUCAUAAUAUUUAGUUACAUUUAUUAACAUUUAUUGGAUAUGCUUGUCAUGUAAUACGUGAAAUAUUUUUUAGAUAUGGAGCAAAUAAGAGAGUCGCCCCAAACGCACUCUUACUCUCUUGAAGGCUUCGUUCCGCUUCUCAGUCUCACUGAGGCAUGCGGCGCGCUUCUUAUAGUCUUGGUGGCUGUGUGGACGGGUUACUAUAGAAACGGUUUCUCAUGGAGAUCUAUUCCUGAGCUCGAAUUUAACUGGCAUCCUCUAUUAAUGAUUAUAGGGCUCGUAUUCUUAUAUGCCAAUGCUAUGCUCCUCUACAGGACGCAAAGGAAUGUUCGCAAACGGCGACUAAAGUUAAUUCACGCAGGAAUGAUGUUGUUUAUUGUGUUGUUAACAGUGAUCGCUUUAGUGGCCGUUUUUGACUUCCACAAUCUAGCUGAUCCAGCUAUACCGAAUAUGUAUUCCCUGCACAGCUGGGUCGGAUUGACCACCGUGAUAUUAUUCUGUUGUCAGGUAGAUCUAUAAAACACGUACAUACUUGUCCGACAAUUCUCUGAAUUCAAAAGCACAUGUGUUAACGUCUCUAACGAAAAGUUUCGUUUAGAAUUCUUUAUAUAAUUUUACAGAAUUUCUAUAUGAAUUAGUGAAUUUUUCA
Molecule: messenger RNA, 690 nt
Organism: Wasmannia auropunctata (little fire ant)
Lineage: Eukaryota; Metazoa; Arthropoda; Insecta; Hymenoptera; Formicidae
Product: putative cytochrome b561
Exons: 2
Coding region: 117-560 (147 amino acids)
Molecular function (GO): oxidoreductase activity
Source: RefSeq, a predicted model, not a curated record